Camarhynchus parvulus is the source of this 899-nucleotide messenger RNA. Its product is annotated as 36.4 kDa proline-rich protein-like. The record is from RefSeq and is a predicted model, not a curated record. Bases 253 to 654 code for a protein of 133 amino acids. NCBI's taxonomy places the organism in Eukaryota, Metazoa, Chordata, Aves, Passeriformes, Thraupidae. The transcript is spliced from 3 exons.
UUGGGGUUCCCGCCUCCAUUUUUGGGGCGCCCGGAGCCGUUUUGUGUCCCCGUGACCUCAAUUGGCGCCUCGAUGACGUCAUCAACCCCCCCAGCCGGUUUUGGGGUGCCCGGACCGGUUUUGGGGUUUUUUAAUUUAUUUUUAGGAUCGACCUCGUUUUUUUUAGGGUUUUAAUUAAAGGUUUGGGGCUUUUAAUUAAAGUUGUUGGGGCGCUGAUGACGUCAUCAAGGUGGGGAUGAAAGGCUUGAGGCGAUGACGUCACCGCACCCCAAAAAUGCGGCCCCGCCCCCCAAAAAACCCCAGAGCGGCCGCGGCCGAAUUUGGGGUGAAACCGCUGCAGAUCAGUUUUGGGGCCAUGGGGCGUCUGUGCCGGCUGCCGCCGCCGGGGUCGCUCCAAGGGUCCCUCCCGGGGUCACCCCAAAAAUCACCCCAAAAAUCAGCCCCAAAAAUCACCCCAAAAAUCAGCCCAAGGGGCAGCGCCACCCCCGGCCCUGCUCCCCUCCCCCAGCCCAGCCGCCCUGCCCGCCGAUGACGUCACCGCUGACGUCAGCCCUCCCCGCUUACGUCAUUUGGCCGCGGCCGGCGCUGGUGACGCUCGGGGCGCCGCGGGUGGCGCUGCUGGGGGAGCCGCAGCCCCAAAUCCGCUGCUUUUAACCCCAAACCUCGCGGCUGCCACCCCCAAACGGAGCAUUUUUUUAGCCCCAAAAUUGGGAUUUUGUAGCCCAAAAAUUGGGAUUUUUAAAGCAAAAAAUUGGGAUUUUUUAGCCCAAAAUUUCGGAUUUUUUAGCCCCAAAAUUCGGAUGUUUUAGCCCCAAAUUGGGAUUUUUAAAAGCAAAAAUUGGGAUUUUUUAGCCCAAAAAUUGGGAUUUUUUAGCUCAAAAAUUCGGAUUUUUUAGCCC